AUGGUGGUUUGCGAGGUGGGCAGGGGUACGAAUGCGAGUUUCUGGCAUGACAAGUGGACAAACAGAGGUCCGCUGAUCGAUCUUACGGGACCUAGAGGUCCAGGGGUCACCGUUUUACAUGUGGAUGCAGUAGUGGCGGAUGCUCUAAGAGAUGGGAAUUGGUGGGUAAACAGAAGUGGGAGCAGGAAUCGACUUAUCACUUUGGUUAGAAAGUGUCUUCCGGAAGCAGCUCCUAUAUUAUCCUCAGAAGUGGAGGAUAUAUAUCUUUGGAAGCCUGGAAACAGAGGUGCUUCAACCGCUUUCUCGGCAGCUCAUACUUGGGAGGCUCUACACCCGCAAGGAGAGCAAGUCUUCUGGCAUCGGCAAGUCUGGUUUCAAGGUAGAAUACCCAAACAUAUGUUUAUUACAUGGGUGAUUGCGCGGAACCGUCUAGGCACAAGAGACAGAUUGAGAGGCUGGGGCUUGCAGGUGCCGUCAACUUGCAUUUUAUGCAAUGUGGCAGAUGAGACAAGACAACACUUCUUCUUUGAUUGUAGUUACAGCUCUGAGAUAUGGUCGUUUUUCUGCUCUAGGCUGCAGUUAAUUCCUCCUGUCUUGUUUUAA
Raphanus sativus (radish) is the source of this 603-nucleotide messenger RNA. RefSeq lists its product as uncharacterized. The record is from RefSeq and is a predicted model, not a curated record. NCBI's taxonomy places the organism in Eukaryota, Viridiplantae, Streptophyta, Magnoliopsida, Brassicales, Brassicaceae. The transcript has a single exon. The coding region runs from base 1 to 603 and encodes 200 amino acids.